Pieris macdunnoughi is the source of this 240-nucleotide messenger RNA. The record is from the annotation of a GenBank genome assembly. Lineage: Eukaryota; Metazoa; Arthropoda; Insecta; Lepidoptera; Pieridae.
AUGUCGGGUCAAGGAAUCAUAGAUGCGGAAUCUCCAUUCAAAAUAGCCGAAAUGGCUGCAUUGCAAGGCACUUGGGAUGGAGAAAAAAGAGAGGUUUCCGUUCACUCAGUCAACCUCAAACAGCUAGACAACGGUGCGAAGAUACCACCGUCGGGUUGGAAGUGUGAAAAAUGUGACCUCACUACCAAUUUGUGGCUAAAUCUAACAGAUGGAUCUAUUCUGUGUGGCCGAAGAUUCUAG